AUGUUUUUUUUUAACGUGUUGUUAACUUCAUUUUACCUUCAUGCUAGUAUUGCGAAUUACCUUGAUGGAUUGAAUGGAACAGAACUAGUACUUACUUUUCUGGUACAUCGACAUGGUGAUAGGUCACCUUUGCAAGAGUACCAAUACCUAAGCGAUAAGCCUGAAUUGCUUGAGAAAAUUGUAGCACCAUUCGGAUACGGCCAACUGACUGACUUUGGGAAACGUCGAGCCUACGAACUGGGAAAAUUCAUACGAAGUAGAUAUAACAAUUACCUUUCGCCUAAAUAUAACCACUCAGAAAUCUACAUCCGGUCUACCGACUCCACACGUACUAAGAUGACGGUGUUAGUGGCGAUGGCAGCUGUAUAUCACCCUGAUGGAUUUGGCUGGAGUGAAGAUAUCAACUGGGUUCCAGUACCGUACACCACUAUACCAUUGCGUUAUGACUUCCUCAUGGGCUUUAACUGCCCAAGCUUCGAAAAACAUUUUGAUAAUUUUGCAAAUACUUAUGUACCUGAAAUGGCGAAAUAUAGUGACGUGCUGGAUCGACUUUCCUCAGCGCUGAAAUAUGACAUCAUACAAAGAAAUCCAGUUAAAAUAUUCUCCACAUAUGACGUGAUCGUAAGUCAGACUAAUAUUGGCCUUCAUCCAUCACCAUCAAUACAAAAAAUGAUGCCGGAUAUAAAAGAGGCGGCUGAUAAAGCGUUUGAUUUAUUAUUUGGUAACGAUACCAUGCUGCCAUUACAAUCUGGUUUACUUUUAAGAGAAUUCUUCGAAGUAACCGCAUUAGCAACUGCUGGAAAGUCCACUCAAAAAGUGAGGAUUUACUCCGCACACGACAACAAUGUUUACGCUUUCGCGGCGAUAUCCAAGGCAAUACCAAGACAGGGCAUACCGCCUUAUGCUGCAUUAUUUGCUCUGGAAUUAAGGAGAGUGAUGGAAACGGGAAAUUAUGUCGUUUUACCAAUUUACGUGAAAUCUCCUGGUGAACAAGUGCAGUACCUAGAGAUUGAAGGAUGCGGUGGACCGCUGUGCGACCUCAAGAAGUUCUACGCCAUCACUUCGCCCUAUCUGCUCGACGUUAACGAGUGGAAGAAAAGGUGUAACUAUGAUGAGAACGCUACAUACGAUACUCAAAGAUACGAUUGA
This is a messenger RNA of Parnassius apollo (apollo), 1149 nucleotides long. Lineage: Eukaryota; Metazoa; Arthropoda; Insecta; Lepidoptera; Papilionidae. The record is from the annotation of a GenBank genome assembly.